UUGACACUCAUAAAAUCGAUCAAGUGUCAAACCCAAACGAGAACACCCACUAACAGUAACAUCAAUAUCAUCAACAAAAGCAACACCAAAAACGCCAUGUCAUCCAACAGCAAUUCAUCCGCCUCUGAGCUUGCCGUUUACGCCAACCUCGUAUCCUACAAGUACGAUGGAGAUAGCAAGACCCACAGCGCCAACCGUGGUGGAGAUGCCAACGACAUGUCCGUCUACGGCAAUGCCGUCAAGGUCUCCCUCCACGGACUACCCGUAGCAGGCCUCACCGACGACGAUGACGACUCCAGUGUGGUCAACGACGGACGUCUGCUCGUCAAAGACCCGCAGGUGGUCGCUGCACAAGAAGAAGACGUCAAGGACGAGCAGAGCAUUUCAGUGGACGAAAGCCAACUGCUGUCGACCCGCAAGGCCUUUGCUCCGUGCACGGACCCCAAUUCCAUCAUCAAGGUGUCCUUGGAUCAUCGUCAUGGCUUCCUCGGACGUCGCGGGAACGUUCGCGUACUGGAUUCUGCCGGCAAGCCCUUCGCCGGCGGCGUCCAUCUGAAAGAGUUCCAGCGUCAUUUGCUCCGCCCCAGUUACUUGCUGCGGACAGCCAACAAGACACCGGUCGCUUUGUGUGUCCAGCAAAAUGCACAAACAGGAUCGUCGACCAAGGUCUUCAACAUCUACUCUACUCGCCAAGGUGUCACCGCUGACGUGACCAAAGUGGUCCAUGUUGCCGGUGUUAGCUACUACCCGGCAUACCGAGUUGAAUUGGCCUCUGCGGCGAGCGAUUGCGUUGUUUCCACAUGGACCGGCAAAGAAUCGGUGCCCAUCUGGGAGCUGAGAACCGAUGCGAAUACUGUGACGAUCCAAGAAAUCAAUGUAGGCCGCAUACUCGGAAGUAUCGAGCAACACGAGGGUUUGAAGACUGGCUGCGACAUUGUCUUGAACGCCGGUGUUGACCCAGCACUCGUCUUAUGCGUCGGUACCAUCUUGGAAGCAAGCUGUACUGCCGUGAAAGCGUAGGCUUUUCAGUCAAGUGUCUCACAAAAGGUGAUACCGUGAAGCCCUCUUAUCUGUAUGUCGUUGACGUUGUCUCUCAAUACAACCCCGUCUUAAUCCCCUUCGUAUCAUAAAUCCUUAAUCCAGAAAUUUACAGUAGAUCCAUGUUGUAUGAAGAGUCUGUUUACGGUAAUGUUUUGAAACGAGUAUCUGAGUAGAGGCGCUGAAGCCAAUCAUUUGCAAAGCGGAUACCGUGGAGUCACGGGCAUUCCGUUUUGGAUUAUGUCACUAGACGGACGUGUCUGCUCUGUGGGAACUCGCCACAACAACGCCUUGGUUGACAUUUUUCCUCUCAUUUAUUGUGAAAUACAAAAUCCGGCCCCUCCAAAGGCAACGGUACGCUCUCUGUUCAAAUGGUUGCUGUGUACACCUACUCCACGCCAGUGUUCAGGUCCACAACCUCUGUAAACAAAGUUCUUAUGUUAAUGUGAUACAUGCCCAUUUGGUAAAAAUUCUGCUAGCCACGCUAAUCAUUCCUAAAUCGGUCUACAGAUCGACUUCUUACAUUGAUGAUAAAAAAAGAUUUCGGUUUGGCGAGUGGCAAGCUUUGGUAUGAACCAGACCGUACUUCAUUUACACGCAUUACAAUGGUAACACUUUCAUUCGGAGGUCGUUAGGUGAUGCGCUCGGGUAUGUUCAUAGUCAUGAAUUUCCUUCGAGACAUCAGCCGUUUUUUCCGCCGCAUUUUGAUGCAAGAGCUCUAUCUUGGUCAAGAGCCCGGACGGAUACGACGAGACCAACUGGUGAUAUUCGUGAGCUUGCAGAAAUUUGCUCAUCAAGGGUGAUCCGUGGUAGAAAAAGUCGGCAACCCGAGGCGCUGUUGGUGGAGAGAGCGGCGCUUUCCCAAAUAGACGGGCAAAAACGCGGAAUUUGCCUUUCGGGGCAGGUUCGGAUGAGCAUUCGUGCGCUACGCACUCUUCGGCUUGGAGGACGUCUUUCCACGGUUGAUCCAUUUUCUCUCGCAGCUCGCCAGUCAUUGCUUUCAAUUUCGCCCAAAUAGGAGCUUGUUCGUCCAUCAGAUCUUUUACAUGUCUAUCAAAUUCCUCGACCGACCAGCUUCCGUGUGCGACAUGAUUCUUUCCUUCGUUCCAGAGCUGCUGAUCUUCACACCAAAGUUUCUCGGAUGCGUCGGCCAGCCGGUGUAUGUGGUCGAGCUCUCUUUCCAUGAGAUGGUUCCACACAUGGAGAACGUGUUGAGCAUGCUGUACACAUUCGGGCACACCCGUUUGGGGCUGUUUAGCUAUAGGAUGCGCUUUUUUUGUGUUGGUGUACCCUUGUCUCGCGGGCGAGUCGACGGUUGUAUCCUUUGCGUUCGAUACCAUGGGAUCCGCAUUCGUUUCGGGUUGAGCCAAAGGGGUUUCGUAGGCAAAGGUACUCAUUGGUGUACUAUCGGUGUGGGUGGACAUGGCAGGCAUAACGUCG
Phaeodactylum tricornutum CCAP 1055/1 is the source of this 2478-nucleotide messenger RNA. RefSeq lists its product with no specific name. Bases 97 to 1020 code for a protein of 307 amino acids. The record is from RefSeq and is a predicted model, not a curated record. The transcript has a single exon. NCBI's taxonomy places the organism in Eukaryota, Bacillariophyta, Bacillariophyceae, Surirellales, Neidiaceae.